UUAUUGGUGGUCUCGGUAAGAGCCCGUCGCAGAAGCUAACCGUUGCUGACCAUGGCGGGCGACGAAUCGCCAAUGCAGUGUCAUUUCCGCCUGAAGGUGGUCAACUGGGAGGAUCUUGACACGUCAGCGUCCACGCAUCCCGAUGACGUGGCACGCGGAAGCACCGUCAGUGCCAGCAGAGCAGUGGCACGGCCGCUGUCCGAGCUGGCAGGGCGGCAGUGCGGUGUACACCCGUCGGAUUGGGCGGCUAUCAGGGACACGUGGCAGCAGGCGGAAGCAGAAGGAUUAGGGGGGAAUCUGAACGCGCGGGGAAGGCGCGCGAUGGGGAAAGGCGCAGCAGGCGGAGGGAUCAUGAAAGGAGGGGCGGGUGGCAGCGAUGGGGUGCUUGCAGUCAUCCCGCACCCAGGUGUCCCUCCAGCCGCCAUGGCCCUCUCUGCCGUACACCGAUUCAACCUGCACCUCGCGUCUGACAUUCGUUAUGAGUUUGAGGUGUUUGUUCCGCCUCCAAGAUUCGCUCUCCAAGAUCUAUGCGAUCAACUCCACCGGCUCUUCCACCAUCAAGUCCUCACAGUGUCCCACACGCUGGUGAUGUCUGCUCGUGGGAAGGAGCUGGCCGUUCGAGUGGCGGAGGCAAACAACCUGAGCGAGGAUGAGCGGGACGAAGCAGUGCUGUACCAUUGCUACAGAGGCAUGCUCACAAAUGACACUCAAAUACACCUUGUACCCGAUACAGGCAUAGAGCUAGCCAACUGGACACCCAAACAGGCCGCAACAAGCCCUGGCCCAAGUAAAGUUGUAAAUCUCCUCUCGUCAGACGACGAGCUCUUUCCAGUCAAGAAAGCCCUUCUCCGACCGUGCCUUGCACUUACUAAGGCAGUUCAAGACACUGGCCCCGAGCCCCCAACAGUCCAAGUGGGUGUGGAGUGCUUGCUGCUGGACCGAGUGCUGCUUUUCUUGGAGGCAGACUUCAAGGGUGAAGCAGAGAGCUUUCAGUUUGACAUCAACCUUACCCAGGAGUUGAGGGAAGCAGCUGCAUGCUUGAAGCUCAAGAGCCUGGCUGACCUGUGUGACCAGCGCCUGGGCCUCUUUGAGUCUCGCAUACGUGAAUAUUCCUUUGCCGAGGUGGCAGAGCGCAAUGCGAGUGGCAACUGUUGGCUGCUUCUGGAUGGCAUGGUGCUGGAUGUAACCAGGUGGUUACCAGAGCACCCAGGAGGCGAUACAAUCAUCCCAACUCAGGGACUCAACAGGGACUGCACUGUAUUCUUUGAGCUGUACCAUUCGUCGAGGGAAUCGUUUCUUUACCUCAGGCAUUUUUACAUGGGCGAGCUGAAAGAGGAAGACAAGGUGAAGUUGGCGGAGCAAGAAGACCAGCAACCAUCAGCGGAAUUCAUGCAGCAAUUGUGGGAGUACACCCACUCGUUUCGCCUCCAUGGAACCACAAUCAGGAAUUUGUAGGAGGUGUGGCCCAGCCAAAUUUAUCUAAAACGAUUUUUUUCAAGUUACCACUGUGGUUCAAGAUAAAGACUGAGGUUCGGU
This is a messenger RNA of Closterium sp. NIES-67, 1536 nucleotides long. The record is from the annotation of a GenBank genome assembly. Lineage: Eukaryota; Viridiplantae; Streptophyta; Zygnematophyceae; Desmidiales; Closteriaceae.